Molecule: messenger RNA, 2226 nt
Organism: Penicillium vulpinum
Lineage: Eukaryota; Fungi; Ascomycota; Eurotiomycetes; Eurotiales; Aspergillaceae
Product: glycoside hydrolase family 3 protein
Exons: 1
Coding region: 1-2226 (741 amino acids)
Biological process (GO): glucan catabolic process
Molecular function (GO): beta-glucosidase activity
Source: RefSeq, a predicted model, not a curated record
AUGUCAAGCCUGAACCCAGAGUAUACUUUUGAAAAUGCGAUAAAUUCAAUCUAUGAUGGCAAGGUACUCUCUCAAGUCGUCGAUCAGCUGCUGUCGCAGUUGACAACACAUGAACGUCUUUCUCUUCUGGAUGGGGACGUCCCCUUCUGGGAUGGGUUACGAACCGUUCUAUGUCAUCGCUACAAUGAGGUGCCAUUUGUUCAUGGUAGUAUACCUCGCUUAGGGAUUCCCGGAAUCCGAUUCACAGACGGGCCUCGUGGCGUGGUCAUGGGCUCGUCCACUGCAUUCCCUGUCGCCAUGGCCCGUGGAGCUACCUGGGAUGUAGACCUCGAACGACGAAUUGGUGAUGCUAUCGGACGAGAAGCCAAGGCACAGGGUGCCAACUACUUCGCCGGCGUGUGUGUUAAUCUACCCCGACACCCAGCCUGGGGUCGCAUACAGGAGACCUAUAGCGAGAACCCCCUAAUGCUGGGGGAAUUUGGCCUGGCUCUCACAGAAGGAGUACAGAAUCAUAUCAUGGCCUGCGUCAAGCAUUUUGCGCUUAACUCAAUGGAGAAUGCCCGAUUCCGUGUGGACGUGCAGGUUGAUGAGGACGUGCUGCAUGAAGUUUACCUGGCUCACUUUCGGCGGAUCGUGGAGGGAGGCGUUGCCUCCGUCAUGUCGGCUUAUAACUCGGUCAAUGGUGAAUGGGCUGGCCACAACCGUAAUCUACUGACCGAUAUUCUUCGUGGGAAGUGGGGGUUCGAGGGCUUUGUCCUAUCCGACUUCAUCUUUGGUCUACGCGAUCCUAUCAUAUCUCUCCAAAAUGGGCUUGACAUUGAAGCUCCAUUUAUCCAGCAGCGAGGCUUAGCGCUCGGCCGGGAAUUGGAAACUGGUCAGCUGGAUCUCGCCGAUGUGGAUCGUUCGUGUUUGAGGAUCCUGAGCAAAGAACUAGAAUUCGCUGCUCGCAAUGCACACAGUCAGCCUGAAAUAUCGGUGGCGUUCUGUGAUGAUCACCGAGCCCUCGCCCGAGAGGCUGCCGCACGAUCUAUUGUACUCCUUAAGAAUGAGGCUAUCGACGGUCAGUCCGUUCUUCCAUUGGAACCCAAAAAUAUCACCAAAAUCGCUGUGGUGGGACGGCUAUCCAACGUCGCCAAUACUGGUGACAAAGGCUCGUCGCAAGUAUUUCCUCCAAGCGUGGUAACCCCACUACAAGGAUUACAGGCUGCUAUGCCCUCAGUUGAGUUCUUAAUCUCAGACACGGACAGCGUAGCGGAAGCGAUGAAAGUGGCCUCCGAAGCUGAUCUGACAAUCUGCAUUGUUGGUUAUGAUCAUGCGGACGAGGGAGAGUAUGUCGUUCCCGCAUUGCGAGAAGACCCCGUCCUAUGUAAAGUCUUCCCACCCGCUGUCACACCCGAAGAGUUGGAAAUGCUUGCACUUCUCCAAGGUAAGCCCACAGGGGCUGAUCAAAGCAUAGAAACAGGGUUGGAGGUAGGCGCGGGGGGUGAUCGGAAAACUUUGCGCCUAAGAGCACAGGACGAAGCUCUGAUUACCGCUGUGGUCGAAAGCAAUCCUCGAACAGUGGUAUCAAUUGUGGCUGCUGGUGCGGUGAUUAUGGAGUCAUGGGAAAGCAAAGUCCCUGCUAUUUUAAUGAGCUGGUAUGGCGGCUCAGAAGGUGGUCACGGUUUGGCUGACAUCCUCCUGGGUAAUGUCGAUGCUAGUGGUCGUUUGCCAUUUUCUAUUCCACGGGACGAGGCUCAUUUGCCCUUUUUCGACCGUAAUGCCACAUCAAUCUGUUAUGAUCGUUGGUUUGGCCAACAUCUGCUAGAUAAGCUCGGCGUUGAUGCCGCAUUCCCUUUCGGUGCAGGACUAUCUUAUACCAAGUUUGCCGUGUCUAAUAUCCUUGUUGAGUCUAUUCCGAGCGAGGGAUCUCUAUCCAAAUUCAACCCUGAGGAGUACAUUUCGGUUAAAUUCACAACCACGAAUACUGGGACCAGGGCGGGACGGUAUGUCGCGCAGGUCUACGGUCUACCUGGCAUGUCGGAUUUCCCCACUCGUCUGCUGAUGGGCUUUAAAAUCAUCGACUUGGAUGCAGGGCAAUCUGCGAAGUGCAAUGUGAUGGCUUCCCUGAGGCCCAUUCAACGGUGGGUCAAUGGUGCAUUCACGCUGCCCGUCAAUUCUUUCGAUGUGGAAGUUGCAUCAUUUUCGGGAGACCCUGAUGCAGUAUGUUCGAAGUGUGUUUUAUAA